Diuraphis noxia (Russian wheat aphid) is the source of this 859-nucleotide messenger RNA. RefSeq lists its product as uncharacterized. NCBI's taxonomy places the organism in Eukaryota, Metazoa, Arthropoda, Insecta, Hemiptera, Aphididae. The record is from RefSeq and is a predicted model, not a curated record.
CCACCACGCGGAUAUCGCGGACGUUCAUGGAGCGGCUCCAGCUGUUGCCGCCUACCAACUUUGAGCAGGUCAUCGAUCGGCUGGUGGUGAAGCGCGACAUCGCUCUGUUUGAGGUCAAGCGGUUCAUGUACUACUUCUCCAUACCCCAGGCUAAGCGCAUCAAAGUCAAGAUACCCAUACGGUUCCUGCCCGGCUGUCUGUUGCGCACGCACACCACUCAGUUCAUGUUCAACGGUGGUUCGUACCUCAUCGAGCCAGUCAACGCCGUGCUCAGCACGCUCUUCGAAACCGGCAUUGUCGACCACUGGAUCACACACUUGGGCUCCAACAAGGUGUUACCGCUGGAGAAGAUCCGUGGCCGCGUACUUAAACUAGUGCGGCUCAAGGAGGCGUUCCUGUUUUUGUUUUUCAGCUAUGCCGUGGCGUCUAUCGUGCUCGUCGUCGAAAUCUGUUGGUCCACGAGACUGCACCGCCGAUUGGUGCGGCUAGUCCUGCAGCAGCGACACCCUGUCCGAACCGGCACGGCGGCCACAAGAAGUAGUAGCAACACUGGCCGCAGAUCCACCCGCAAUAACAGCGUGUUUCCGUUUGUUCACUGAUAAUAAUGAAAAUUCCAUGUCAUUUUGAACUUUGAGGUCUCGAAUAGUCGAAUYGCGUAACAAAGAUAAGCUGAUGGAUCAUUACCGAAUACGAAGGUAAAGUAGACUCCGAUAGUCGUACAUAGUUUAAGUCGCAUAAUCAGUGUAGUUGUACCUGUAAUGUCCAAGUCGUUAUAAAUACUUCGUAAUGUGUUACAUUGUUGUCAUUAUUAUUGAAAAUACUUUCAAAGUCAGAAGAACAACAAUUUAAAUUAACAUAC